AUGAUGCAGGGAUAUGAUUACGAUUCAGAUGAUUCACAACCGACAUCUUCAACGAAUUGUGAGUUUUUCUUUGCAAGAUGAAGCUAAUAAGUAUCUAUGUCUAAAUAUAAAUUUCGAUAAGCGAACUAAUAAAGUUUAGCCGACCGGAAAUUGUAUUUGCAAUUCGAAACUAAUCAGAAUAUGAUGAUUGAACACUUGAUGAGAUACUGUAGGAGGAAAUGAAUAUUUUUUGACGUGCAGGUUACCAAAAAAAUAAUUGUGAGCUCAAUUAUAGAAUUCUCGAGAGACUGAGUAUUAGGAAAGCCUUUUUUAUUAUAAAAAAAUAUUCUGAUAAAUUUCGGUGGUCAUUUUCUAGCACAAAAGACACUAGGAAUCAGGGCCGGUCCAAUUUUAAAGAUUUUGAAAUCAGAAUUUGAGUCUAGAAUCUGGUUGUUCAAAUCUGAUAGUCUAGCAGUCUAAAACAGCUAGAUUCCUAGAAAAUAGUUAUCAGGAAUUCAAAAAUGGCCCAAUUUCUUUUCUGGUCCGACUAGAUUUUGGCUCACAUUGGUUUGUUGAGUAAACUAUCAAAAACUUUUCAAAUCAGAAACAAAUAACGCAACCGAACGCUAUCAAUUUUCAGCCAACAGUUCACCACUUUUCAAUCCUCGCCCUCACAUUGUCAAAAUCGUGAAAUCAAACACGGGUUUCGGGUUCAAUGUCAAAGGACAAGUUAGCGAAGGAGGACAAUUGAGAAGUGUAAAUGGUGAAUUAUAUGCCCCAUUACAACAUGUGAGUGCAGUUUUGAUAAGAGGAGCUGCAGACACAGCUGGAUUACGAAAAGGUGAUCGGAUUUUGCAAGUGUAAGUUAUUGAAAAGCAAUUCGUUUCAAAAAUAUAAAAAUAAAUAUUUAGAAACGGUGCAAAUGUGGAAGGAGCAACGCAUCGAAAAGUUGUUGAAUUGAUAAAAAAUGGGGGAGAUGAGCUAACAAUGAUUGUUAUUUCGGUGAAUGAUAAUGAAAUCGAUCGAUAUGAUUAUGGAGAAGAGAGUUCGAUAAGUUAUACAAAUGAUUAUUCGGAAAGUCGAAGUCUUCCAAUUUCUGUUCCUUCUUACCAUACAAUCAAUGAUGGAAUUGAGCGAUUUGUUGUUUUCAAUAUUCAUAUGGCUGGAAGACAAUUGGGUUCUCGAAGAUAUUCGGAAUUUGUUGAGAUGCAUCAAAUGCUCAAAAAACACUUCUACGAUUUCUCAUUUCCACAUUUGCCUGGAAAAUGGCCGUUCAAAUUGUCGGAACAACAAUUAGACGCGCGUCGUCGAGGACUCGAACAAUAUUUGGAGAAGAUUUGUAGUGUUCGAGUUAUUGCGGAGAGCGAUAUUGUUCAACACUUUUUGAUGGAAUGCGAUCCGAUGUGUGAGGUGGAGAUUCGAAUUUUGUUGCCUGACAAUACUCCAAUGUCAAUUAGGACAAGAAAAAGUGUGUCGAUCUCGAUGUUCUAUUCGUUAGUUCAAAGAAAGUUACAUAUGAGUCGAGAAGCUUCAGCUGCAUGUGCUAUCUACGAAUUGUUAGAUUCGAAUUUCGGUAAGUCUCGAAGAUUCUCGCCGUAAUUAAAUUAUUGUAAACUGCGCUGUUUUUUAGUAAGUGAGGAUUAAAAUACGUAAUUUUCAGAUUACAGUAUUUUACAACGUAAUUACACACGUUGGUUUACUUGAGAAAUGAAAUCUGUCUCAAAAUUUAGGGCACACUUGUAAUAGUGAAAACAUCUAUCUAAAGUUUAUAAAUAAAGAUCUGUUUGGGCUCCAUUUUCAUUCGGCUAAUCCAAAUUGAGCCCACCUCUCUCCUCUUCCAACCUAGUCAACAUAAAAAAUUUUCAGAGCGAAAAGUGAUGGACAGCGAAUGUGCACACGAUCUCUACACCCACAAUUAUUCGUCCGCCUCUUCUUCCUGCCUUAUUCUCCGAAAAUUCAUUUUCGACAUUGAAAAAAGAGCGACAAUUGUGUCGAAAAGACUUGAUCUUCAAACAUUUCUGUUUCCUUCAAGCAAUUUCGGAUAUUCAGAAUGGAAAACUGAUCACAACACGAAAAAACUAUCAACUAAAAGCGAUGCAAAACGAGGAAAAUAUGGAUGAAUUAUUGGAAAUGGCUAGGGGAUUGGAGGGAUAUAAUCAGAUUACAUUUCCAGAAAGUCUGUGUGUUUUGAAAAAGUCAAAGAAGAAUGUUGUCAUGGUGAUAAGAUACAAAAAUUUGUUAUUGCGAUCUAAUGAUGAGGUAGGGCCACGGAUUUUAUUAAAGAACUAUUAACAAGAAUUAAAAAAACAAUUUCAGAACUCAGCUGAUCUUGAAAUCGAUUGGUCAAAAAUGUUGGAAUUCCGAGUAUCAGAAGAGGGAAACUCAUUCUUAUUUGAAUAUUCGCGUGAAGAAAUUGACAAAAAACCAAAACUAAUUCAACUCGAAACUCCUUUCGCAGAAAAUAUGGCAGAAUGUUUUGCAGAAAUUCAGUAUGAAAGAAAGAAAAAAGAAAAUGCAGCAGCGUCAUCAUCAUCAUAA
Molecule: messenger RNA, 2517 nt
Organism: Caenorhabditis angaria
Lineage: Eukaryota; Metazoa; Nematoda; Chromadorea; Rhabditida; Rhabditidae
Source: the annotation of a GenBank genome assembly